Messenger RNA from Penicillium pulvis, 705 nucleotides. RefSeq names its product alpha/beta hydrolase. The transcript is spliced from 2 exons. The coding region runs from base 1 to 705 and encodes 234 amino acids. Lineage: Eukaryota; Fungi; Ascomycota; Eurotiomycetes; Eurotiales; Aspergillaceae. The record is from RefSeq and is a predicted model, not a curated record.
AUGGCCCCAACCGUCCUUUUCGUCCCAGGCUUAUGGGAAGGACCAACGGUUUUUGAGAAGGUGAUUGCUCUGCUCAAAUCGAGCGAAGUGUCAGCUGAAGUAGCCACAUUGCAAAGCACUGGCACCACAUCACCCGGAAACCCAGGGAUGAAGGACGACGUCGCAGCUAUUCGCGUCCACAUCAACACAAUUCUCGCUCGCGGAGAGGACGUGCUACUAGUCCUACACUCAGCAGGCGGGUUCCUUGGUAGUGAGGCAAUGCAAGGGCUCGACAAGAAAACACGCGGAGAGGAAGCCGGUGUAAUAGGGAUCGUAUUCUUGGCAGCAGCCGUCUUCCCAGAGGGAUACCAGCACCAACCAUUACCUUUCGCUGUGGUGGAAGGCGGAUCAUCUUACUGUGCGCAACCGGAGACCUUGCUACUUGGCGAUUUGCCCGAUAAUGAAAAGGCCGCAUGGCUUGCCACCUUUCAAGCACAGCCCGCGGAAGGAUGGGACGAUACUGUUAGUUAUGCGGGGUGGAAGGACGUGCCUAGUGUAUAUUAUAUCUGCGAGGGAGACAAUGUGCUGCCGGUUUCGCUUCAAGAGCAGCUGGCUGCUUUGGCGGGUAGCGAGAUUGCGCGAUGCAGUGCUGGUCAUUUGCUUAUGCUGAGCCAGCCAGAUGUUGUGGUUGAGGCUGUUAAGACAGCAUUGGGCUGGGCGGAUUAA